AGCCUUUUGGCUCAAGUUCCGUUGCUAGCUCAGCUAUCUUCGCUCUCAGUGAUCAGUGCGCAGCCAUGGCGGCCUCAGUGGAGUUCGCAGUGUCUGCGGCGGCGUCCGCUGCCCCGGCCGGAGCACUCGUCGGCCUUCCGCUCACCGAGGCGAACCCGGUGCAGUAUGUGCGCAACGGAGUCGUUGCCGGGCCUGGCGGACACCAGAACCUGACCCGCUCCCGUGGCCGGUUCGGAACGCCGAAUGGGUCGUCGGUUAUGUUCCCCACGCCAGCGACAUCCUGAAGUUCGCCGUCCUCAUCAUGCUGGCGAUUGACCGGAGCCUGACGCCGUUUCCGUACCCGCAAGGCAUCUCCGGACGUGGGACCAAUGCGGGACAGGUGGCGAGUCAGGCCAGACUCGUCAUUCAAAAGGCGGUCGAAGGGUACGUGAGGUACUACUUCGGCACCGGCGGGGCGAAUCGCGACGAGCGCCUCACGCACGCCACGCUCGACCUGGACCGCGGCAUCAUUGGGUGGUUCCCGCUUUUCGCUGCUGCGUAUACGGCGGUUGGCUGGACGGUCGCUGCUGCCGACGGCACCUUUGCUCGGGUCGCUCCGCUGGCGGUCGCGGUUGGCAACAUCCCCGUCGGCCACUACCUCGCGGAAGCGCGUCAGGGAGGGGGAAAGGGGAGGCAAGCAACUUCAACUUAACUGCGACGUUUCUUUCACGGCCUUCCUUUUCUCUGUUCGUUUCUAGACUUUCGUGGGACUGGCGUCGACGACGACGAGGUAGACGGCGACGACGACAGCGUCUCACACGUGCCGACUGGGCCGGCGGAUUUUCUGUGAGUUUUUGCACAAGUUGGGG
This is a messenger RNA of Prorocentrum cordatum, 848 nucleotides long. NCBI's taxonomy places the organism in Eukaryota, Dinophyceae, Prorocentrales, Prorocentraceae. The record is from the annotation of a GenBank genome assembly.